AUGCAACCAGAAUUGAUUUCCUUUCUCGAAGAGAAUCGUAUAAAGACGCAAAUAAUCAGCACUAUGAAGCAAUAUCUACUGAAUAAAACGGAUAAGUUAUCUAUCUAUCUAUCUAUUGAUUAUCUAUCGAUCAUCUAUCUAUCGAUUCUAAAAAAACAUCGGUUAUUUCUUUAUCGGUCUAAGAUCGAAAAUCUAUCUAUUCAUCUAUCUAGAUAUCUAUUCAUCUAUCUCUCUCUCUCUCAUCUAUCUAUCUAUAAAAUCUCUGUCAUACUGUUUGAAGGGGUCCGUCUAUUUUUGUUCCUGUCUAUUUAUGCAUCGACAGUGGCCUGUUCUUACAACUUUCUCAAUUUCUCUCUCUCUCUCUCUCUCUCUCUCUCUCUCUAUCUAUCUAUCUAUCUAUCUAUCUAUCUAUCUAUCUAUCGAUCUAUCUAUCUAUCUCUAGCUAACAUUCUGUUUUUUCUUUCUUUCUUUCUUCCUUUUUCAUUCUCGUCACAGCUCUCUAUCUAUCCCAUAUGUGUUAAUAUCUAUGUAUCUAUCUAA
Acanthosepion pharaonis is the source of this 540-nucleotide messenger RNA. The record is from the annotation of a GenBank genome assembly. NCBI's taxonomy places the organism in Eukaryota, Metazoa, Mollusca, Cephalopoda, Sepiida, Sepiidae.